Molecule: messenger RNA, 1035 nt
Organism: Anopheles marshallii
Lineage: Eukaryota; Metazoa; Arthropoda; Insecta; Diptera; Culicidae
Product: sphingolipid delta(4)-desaturase DES1-like
Exons: 1
Coding region: 1-1035 (344 amino acids)
Biological process (GO): ceramide biosynthetic process
Cellular component (GO): membrane
Molecular function (GO): sphingolipid delta-4 desaturase activity
Source: RefSeq, a predicted model, not a curated record
AUGGGUCAACGCGUUUCCCGGACGGAUUUCGAGUGGGUGUACGAUGACCAACCGCACACCUGGCGAAGGCAGGAAAUGGUGAAAAAGUAUCCCCAGAUCAAGAAACUGUUCGGACCGGAUCCAAAGUUUAAGUAUAUCGUGUCCGCGAUGGUGCUGACGCAAAUCGUGAUGCUGUACGUGAUGCAGAACCAAUCGUGGCCCAUGAUCGUGCUGGUGGCCUACUGCUUCGGUGGUGUUAUCAAUCACUCGCUAAUGCUGGCAAACCACGAGAUAUCGCACAACAUGGCGUUCGGGUACGCACGUCCACUUGCCAACCGGUACUUUGGGAUGUGGUGCAAUCUGCCCAUCGGUGUGCCGAUGUCGGUUUCGUUUAAAAAGUAUCACAACCUGCACCAUCGCCACCUGGCGGACGACGAUCUCGAUCCGGAUGUGCCCACGCUGCUCGAAGCGAAACUGUUCUGUACCACCUUCGGCAAGUUCAUCUGGGUUUGCCUGCAGCCGUUCUUCUACGGACUUCGGCCCUUGUUCGUGAAUCCGUUACCGGUGACGAGGCUGGAAAUGAUCAACACCGCGGUACAGUUAACGUUUAACGCGCUGGUCGUGCUCGUGUUCGGAUGGCGUAUGAUGGCUUACUUGCUGAUCGGGUCGGUACUGGCCAUGGGGCUGCAUCCGGUCGCCGGACACUUUAUUGCCGAGCAUUACAUGUUUGCGAAAGGAUUUGAAACGUACUCGUACUAUGGACCGCUCAACUGGAUUACGUUUAACGUCGGGUACCACAACGAACAUCAUGAUUUUCCGGCCAUCCCAGGCAGCCGUUUGCCGGACCUAAAGAAGAUCGCACCUGAGUACUACGAAACGAUGCCGCAGCACACCUCCUGGGUGCGGGUACUGUACGAUUUUGUUACCGAUCCGGCGGUUGGGCCAUACGCUAGAAUCAAGCGCAAAAGCCUGGACAAACCGAAAACGACAGCCACCAAAUCGAUUGGCCUAAUCAAUGACUCAUGGCAACCUGAAGUAGAGCAGAAGAAAAGAUAA